Messenger RNA from Trichomonas vaginalis G3, 756 nucleotides. Its product is annotated as transcription factor, enhancer of yellow 2 family. Lineage: Eukaryota; Parabasalia; Trichomonadida; Trichomonadidae. Gene Ontology annotation, molecular function: DNA-binding transcription factor activity, RNA polymerase II-specific; RNA polymerase II cis-regulatory region sequence-specific DNA binding. Gene Ontology annotation, cellular component: RNA polymerase II transcription regulator complex. The coding region runs from base 1 to 756 and encodes 251 amino acids. Gene Ontology annotation, biological process: regulation of transcription by RNA polymerase II. The record is from RefSeq and is a predicted model, not a curated record. The transcript has a single exon.
AUGUCUACAUCCUCGGCCCCAGCACAAAUCCAUUUCAAGCAGCGAAUGAAAGCCAAUAAGAUCAGCACUUUAAGUGACUCAAUUCAGGAGCUCCGAAAAGCACUCGACAAAGAGAAAGGAGUCCAAAAUUCCAUUACAAAACUUUCCACAAGGUUCAAUAUAAAGCGUAGGAGACUUUACGAUGUCGUAAAUGUUCUGAUUUCAACCGGAUGCUGCGAAAAGGGAGAAUUUGAUUGUAUCAUUUGGAUGGGUGAGAACCAAAUUUACCAAAAAUUUGCGGAUUUAUAUCGCGUUCGUCAGAUUGGAAAUUCUACAAUGACAAUCGACGAACUAUUCCCAAUUGAAAUAUGCGUAGGAGUUCCAAAUCUCACAAUUAAUUUCAUUCUCGUUUAUUUUGCUUUACAAACUCAGUGCUUAGAUUUACGAAUUAUUGCAGCCUUAUUUUCUCGAGGAACUCAACGAAUGAAAACAACUCUUUCGAAAUUAUAUCAAAUUAGUUAUAUCUUGUGUUCAAUUGGUGUUACAAAAAGAAGUACCCAAGUAUGCGAAGUAGUUUUAGAAGAUUAUUUGUACCAAUAUGUUCUGAAUUCCAACAAUACAAACCCUGAUUCCAAAGAAGAUCCCCUUUCGAUCUUCAAUUUACUGAAUAUACCUCAACAUGAUGAUUUGCAUGAAGCUAUCUUGAAUCGAAGAAAGAUGUUUAACCAAUACUUUAUCGAUAACGCUUACAAAGCAGAUUUCAUUCAACAGUUCUAG